Hippopotamus amphibius kiboko is the source of this 996-nucleotide messenger RNA. Its product is annotated as olfactory receptor 7G1-like. Gene Ontology annotation, cellular component: membrane. Gene Ontology annotation, molecular function: G protein-coupled receptor activity; olfactory receptor activity. Gene Ontology annotation, biological process: G protein-coupled receptor signaling pathway. The transcript has a single exon. NCBI's taxonomy places the organism in Eukaryota, Metazoa, Chordata, Mammalia, Artiodactyla, Hippopotamidae. The record is from RefSeq and is a predicted model, not a curated record. Bases 1 to 996 code for a protein of 331 amino acids.
AUGCAACCCAGAAACCAAAUAAAUGUUUCAGAAUUUCUUCUCAUGAGACUGACAGAGGAUCCAGAACUGAAGACCAUCUUCUUCAAUCUGUUCCUAGCCAUGUACCUGGUCACCGUCAUGGGAAACCUUCUCAUUGUCCUGGCCGUCAUCUCUGACUCCCACCUCCACACACCCAUGUACUUCUUCCUCUCCAAUCUGUCCUUUACUGACAUCAGUUUAAGCACAACCAUGAUCCCAAAGAUCCUGGUGAACAUCCAAGCACAGAAUCCGAGCAUCACUUACACAGGCUGCCUCACUCAGAUCUGCUGUGUCCUGAUUUUGGUUUGUUGGGAAAGUUUUCUCCUUGGAGCCAUGGCCUAUGAUCGCUAUGUGGCUAUCUGUCACCCACUGAGAUACACAAUCAUCAUGAACCCCCACCUCUGUGUUAUGAUGGUUCUCCUCUCCUUGUUCAUUAGCGCUGCUAAUGCCCUGCUCCACACUCUGAUGGUCUUGCGACUCUCCUUCUGCAAGGACCUGGAAAUCUCCCUCUUCUUCUGUGAAGUUGUCGAGGUCAUCAAGCUUGCCUGCUCUGAUACCUUCAUCAAUAAUAUUCUUCUUUAUUUUGCAAUUAGCGUAUUAGGUGGCAUUCCCCUUUCUGGAAUCAUUUUCUCUUAUACUCAAAUAGUCUCCUCUGUUUUGAGAAAGUCAUCAGUGGGUGGAAAGUAUAAAGCUUUUUCUACCUGUGGGUCUCACCUCUCAGUUGUUUCCUUGUUCUAUGGGACAGGUUUUGGAGUGUAUAUUUGUUCUGCAAUUCCUGACUCUUCCAGGAAGACUUCAGUGGCUUCAUUGAUGUACACUGUGAUCACUCCCAUGAUGAACUCCUUCAUCUAUAGCCUGAGGAACAGAGACAUGAAGGGAGCUUUGAGGAAACUCAUGGGUAGGGUACCUUCUCUUCUGAGAUUGUGUCAUUUUCUAGCUCUGCAAUGUAUGACAAAACCUUUUCAUUCUCUAAGGUAA